UCUCCCCUGUAACGUUUUUCGCCCUAUGUGCGCAGGUGCGGAAUGUCAUGUCGCUUCCGGAUAGUUUACCGGAUAGUUGUCAAAUGCAAAAAUGUAAACAGCUAUGGGGAAGAUUUAUUGUUGUGUAACAGGUUGCUCAAACUACAGCGGAAAAUUAAUUGACAACAGGAAGGUGUCACUGCAUCGUUUUCCUGUGGACAGCAAGAUUUCAAGAGCCUGGGAGCAACGGGUUAAGUGUUUUAGGAAGAACUUUACAUUAAAAAACACCACUCGUUUGUGUAGUGAACAUUUUGUUGGGAGAGGUGGUCCGUCUGCAGAAUAUCCGAUCCCGAGUGUAUUCCCUCAAAAAACCUUCAAAACAUCCAAGAUUUCUGAUUCCCUGUGCACACCACACAUACUUUUAAAAGGGGAAGAUGAUAAUUCUUCUGGAGAGAAUGAAGAUGGUGUUCUGCAGAGCUCUCUCCAUGCCAACAUUUCUUUUCUGGAGACCUCAGUGUUUAUGCAUGACUAUGCAGGAGUAAUUUCAGAGAACCAUGUGUGUUCCCAGACUAAUAAGUCUGAGCAAACAGAUGAUGUUGUGAUACUGUCAAAGGAAGAGUUUGAAGAACUCAACUGUCUUCCACACCCUUCAAAAGAAGAGACAAAACAAAACACUGUUGAUGUAGGAAUUCAGUGCAAAUUACCAGACAUAACUAUUGAGGACAUCAAAAACAAUGAUGAUGAUGUGAUGUUUUACACUGGACUCCCAUCCUUUCCUGCUCUCAUUAUGAUUUUGAGCCGUCUAAAAACCCGCGCAAACAACAUGUCUUACUGGAGGGGCAACCAUUCAGCUGGCGAGAAAAGGUAUCAGAGAAGUGGAAAACAGAAACCCGGACCAAAAAGGAAACUGAGAAUUGAAGAUGAAUUUCUCCUAGUGAUGAUGAGAUUACGACUUGGUUUGUUGUUGGAGGACCUAGCCAGAAGAUUUUGUAUCAGUGUGACAACUUGCUGCAACAUUUGGCGAACGUGGGUACAAUUUUUGGCUCAGGAUCUGGUUCCUUUGCUUAUGUUUUGGCCAAGUAAGGAAGCAGUCCAAAGUAACAUGCCAGCCACAUUUAGGAGACGAUAUCCAAAUACACGUGUUAUACUGGACUGUACCGAGAUACGGACAGAGACACCAGAAUCUACCAGAGCUAAGUCACUGCUGUAUUCAAACUAUAAGUCUCAUAUGACCUGGAAGGUUUUGGUAGGCAUCACACCAGCUGGAGUGCCUAGUUUGGUGACAUCUUGUUAUGCUGGCAGCAUCUCAGACAAAAAGAUUACAGAGAAGUCUGGAGUGGUAGAUAUGUGUGAUGAUGGUGAUGCAAUCAUGGUGGACAAAGGAUUUCUUAUAUCAGACAUGACUACUCCUAAGAACAUCCAACUGAUCAUACCACCAUUCAAGAGGAAACAUAGAAAAUUCUCCAGGAGGGAGGUGGAAACAACCCGACGAAUCGCAAAUCUUCGUAUUCAUGUUGAGCGACAGAUGCAACGUAUCAAACUCUUUCGUAUACUGAACGGUGUAAUGCCUAUCAGCUCUGCAGAUACAGCUUCAAAUGUUUUUAAGAUCUGUACAGCACUGACAAUAUUGUAUCCCCCUCUGAUUCGCGGAUAACUAUAACUUUUACUCUUAUUACUUGUUGAUACAGAACAAUUUUCUGGACAGUUGUGUUGUAUAAUUUCUCAAUAUCAAUACAUGAUAUAAUAUAGUCAUCAAGUUCAAAUCCAACUAUGAUAUUUAAAUAAUUUUAAAUCAUAAGGGUGGAUAAUUUGUGUUUUGAGUACAUGCUGAGUCAUCAGAAGAACACAUAACCAUAAGAUGCAAGUAAUAGGUGUUAAAUCAAGUUCAAUCUUUGGAUGAUAUAUAUUUAUCAAUAGUAAUCCUUAUAAUUAGCACUUUUGAGAAAUUGUGUUUUUUUGUAUAUAUAUAUGUACUUCUGAUGUAAUAUAUACAGAAUAUGAAAGUUAUGUUCAGAACUACCAUGUAUUUACUAGAUCUGCAUACAUGUGAAAGUGUACAUGUCUUAUUUUACAGUAUGCUGGAGAGUCGGGUUCAAACAACUUGUGCUUCAAAGUUUAUGACACCUUCAUACAUGUGUAAAUCUUGAUUGUGAUCUGAUCAUCAGAUACUGUACAUUAAUUUCUAAUUUCAUUAUCAUAUGAGAAAUAACUGUGAAUAAAUCAUCUGAAAUCUACUUCAAAGUUGACAAUGUUGGCCUUGAAUAUAUAGGUCAAGGCUGAAUUAUCUGGAAGUAUAUCAGAUUAAAAUUAAUUAAGACAAUCUUCUUGCUAAUGAGUUGGUUAAGUUCAAGUUUUAAUCUUAAACAUUUGUAUUUCAGGAAUACUAAGAUUCAUUAAAGUGUUAAAUGUUAUGUUAUUGCAGAUGAUUAUAAGUUAUAAAACCUGGAUAGGAUUUCCAUCCACUACUUGCCCAGGUGUGAUGAGUCUUGAUAUUUGUGAAAGUGACACAUGAUAUGAUCACCCUUAAUUAAUCAUGUAAACUUCAGCAAAU
This is a messenger RNA of Pecten maximus, 2530 nucleotides long. RefSeq lists its product as uncharacterized. Bases 104 to 1633 code for a protein of 509 amino acids. Lineage: Eukaryota; Metazoa; Mollusca; Bivalvia; Pectinida; Pectinidae. The transcript has 2 exons. The record is from RefSeq and is a predicted model, not a curated record.